This is a messenger RNA of Cucurbitaria berberidis CBS 394.84, 417 nucleotides long. RefSeq lists its product as uncharacterized. The transcript has a single exon. NCBI's taxonomy places the organism in Eukaryota, Fungi, Ascomycota, Dothideomycetes, Pleosporales, Cucurbitariaceae. The coding region runs from base 1 to 417 and encodes 138 amino acids. The record is from RefSeq and is a predicted model, not a curated record.
AUGAUCACCGGCAUCCACCACAUCAACAUUGUUGUACCACCCCAAACUCUCGACCUCGCCCACGAAUUCUACAGCACCACUCUCGGCCUAACACCAAGAGCGGUGCCUCAACUUCAGCGCGAGACGCUCGCCUGGUUCGACAUUGGUACUUCAGGGCAACAAGUGCACGUAGCCUUUGGCAAGCCUGAAGACUUCGUUAACAAAUCAUCACGGCACCCAUGUUUCAAGCUCGGCAGUGCUGAGGAUCUGGUCGCAUUGCGGCAGAAAGUUUGGGAGCACUUUGAACGUGGCGGCGAAGCUGCGCCCAAGGAAGCGGAUAGACCAGGGGAGAAGAAUAGUGGGGCUGAGGGCGUCGAGUAUCCGACGAGGUUUUUUGUAAGGGAUUAUGCGGGAAAUCGGUUGGAAUUCAGCGUAUAG